AUGGUGAGCGACGACUGUCUUGUGGAGUGUAAGAUCGAUGACGACAGCGAGGAAGAUGACGGAGGAGGAGAGCAGAUGAACACUCCUCCUCCUCCUCCAGAGUUUGCUUCCAAAGCCCCGACUCCAGCGCCCAAACCUCCGAGCCCUCCCACAGCGCCCGCUACACCCACACCCACACCCACACCCACCCAUCCUGUCAACAGGGACCCUUACGGCAUCAACAAGCACCUACAGGUGGAGGUCAGUGACGUGCUGGCAGAACCUGCUACACCUCGGAGCAUCGACCAAGUGUGGAUUUACAGUGUCACUGGCUUUGAGAGUGCUCGCGUCUGGACGUACCGCUGCCUCACCCUGCUGUUCGCCGUGCCCUUCGCUCUCCUCUGUGGCAUCUUCCUGGCCGUUCUCGCUUGUCUACACGUCUGGUUUGUGGUGCCUUGCAUACAGCUGAGCAACACCUUCCUUCCAUGCCUGCGGUCCCUGUGUAUGUGUGCUGUGAACGUGGUUAUCUCUCCCUUUUGUAUGUCUGUCGCACUCUGCUGCAGCCAAAUCGCCCUUUCACUGUCUAACAAGGACUGGCAUCAAAUGAGGGACAAAGAGGCUGUAGGCGUGUGA
Molecule: messenger RNA, 612 nt
Organism: Seriola dumerili (greater amberjack)
Lineage: Eukaryota; Metazoa; Chordata; Actinopteri; Carangiformes; Carangidae
Gene: cav4b
Product: caveolin-2-like
Exons: 3
Coding region: 1-612 (203 amino acids)
Biological process (GO): caveola assembly
Cellular component (GO): caveola
Molecular function (GO): molecular adaptor activity
Source: RefSeq, a predicted model, not a curated record